This is a messenger RNA of Oncorhynchus kisutch (coho salmon), 2550 nucleotides long. RefSeq names its product zinc finger protein 436-like. Gene Ontology annotation, biological process: regulation of transcription by RNA polymerase II. The transcript has 2 exons. Gene Ontology annotation, molecular function: RNA polymerase II cis-regulatory region sequence-specific DNA binding; DNA-binding transcription factor activity, RNA polymerase II-specific. The record is from RefSeq and is a predicted model, not a curated record. Lineage: Eukaryota; Metazoa; Chordata; Actinopteri; Salmoniformes; Salmonidae. Bases 299 to 1120 code for a protein of 273 amino acids.
GAUAGCAGAUGGCGAUAUGUGUCUUUCAGGCGAUGUUUCUACUGUGACGUAUAAUCUAGUGGACGGAACGCUUCUUCAACAACUGCAGCCACCUCGGUAGCUCGCCAAAUAACGAAGUCGGAACAUUCAAGUUCUUUAGACAAUUUCGUGGUUUAUUUGCCACUAUGAUUUAAACAUACUUAUGUGGAAACAACUUCCUACCCCAUUUAAUUUAAUAUUUACCUUGUAAGUCAACUAGCUGGCUGGUUAAAUUAGCACUAGUCUGGUAACUAAUGCUAGCUAGCUAACAUCUCCGACCAUGAGGUCACUAAGCUACUCUCCUGAUAAAGAAGAGGGGGUCUGCUGGACGGAGAAAGAAGCUAUCGUCAAAGAGGAGGAGGAAGAGGAGGCUGUUACAAUACAAAAACAAGUAGAUGGUGAGGCUGUUACCGUGAAAGAAGAAGAGAAAGGCGUCACAGUGAAAGAAGAGGAAGACGCGUUCAGAGUGAAAGAGGAGGGUGUUACAGUAAAAGACGUGUUCAGAGUGAAAGAGGAGGAGGAAGAUGCCGUGUUGGGAGUGGAGGAUGAAGAGGGGGAGAUUACUGUCACAUUGGAGGAGGACGAAGAAGAGAAGACUGGAGAACUGAUUAACACCAGUAAAUACAGAGAGAGACGUGACUAUCGUGGAUCAUCUGGGGAGCCUCAACAACAUCAUGAUGCUGACGAGGCAGAGAAGACUCUCUCCAGAUCAGAACUCCUCAAGAAACACCAGCAGAGACCCACAGGGAAGAAAUCUAUCUACUGCUCUGACUGUGGGAAACAUUGCAAAUCUUCAUCAAAACUUAAAAUACACCAGCGAGUACACACAGGAGAGAAACCUUAUAGUUGUGAUCAGUGUGGCAGGAGUUUUACUAAGUCAAACAACCUGGUAUCACACCAGAGAACACACACAGGAGAGCAGCCAUAUAGCUGUAAGCAAUGUGGGAGGAGUUUUUCUCAGUCAAACAGCCUGGAUAGACACCAAAGAACACACACAGGAGAGAAGCCUUAUAGCUGUGAUCAGUGUGGGAAGAGUUUUACUCAGUCAAGCAACCUGGUAUCACACCAGAGAACACACACAGGAGAGCAGUCAUAUAGCUGAGAGCAAUGUGACAAGAGAUACUCUCAUUCAAGUGGUCUGAUUAAAUAUCAGAAAAUACGUGCAGGAGAUCCACAGAGUGUAGAAUGAUCUCCAACACCAGACCUGGGUAGUAGAACCCAGAGUGUGGAAUGAUCUCCAACACCAGACCUGGGUAGUAGAACCCAGAGUGUGGAAUGAUCUCCAACACCAGACCUGGGUAGUAGAACACAGAGUGUAGAAUGACCAACACCAGACCUAUAUUCAUCAAAUCACAUUUUAUUUGUCACACACUUGUUUAGUUAGCAAUGUUAUUGCGGGUGUAGCAAAAUGCUUGUGUUUCUAGCUCCAACAGUCCAGUAAUAUCUAACAAUACACACAAUCUAAAGGAAUGGAAUUAAGAAUGUAUAAAUAUUUGGACGAGUGAUGUCAGAGCGGCAUAGACUAAGAUACAAUAGUAUAGGGUAGAAUACAGUAUAUACAUAUGAGAUGAGUAAUACAUAGACUAAGAUACAGUAGAAUAGGAUAGAAUACAGUAUAUACAUAUGAGAUGAGUAAUACAUAGACUAAGAUACAGUGGAAUAGGAUAGGAUACAGUAUAUUCAUAUGAGAUGAGUAAUGCCAGAUGUGUAAACCUUUAUUAAAGUGACUGGUGUUCCAUUCCUUAAAGUGGCCAAUAAUUUCAAGUCUGUGUAUGUAGGCAGCAGCCUCUGUGUUAGUGACGGCUAUUUAACAGUCUGAUGGCCUUGAGAUUGAAAAUGCACCUGUACUGACCUCGCAUUCUGAAUGAUAGUGGGGUGAACAGGCAGUAGCUCAGGUAAUAACAAAGAACUUAUGUGUGUGCCUGAGGGGAAAUGUACUUUUAUACAGCCAAAAGGGGUGAGAAAUUACACCAAUAUCAGUGGACAAUUUGCACUAAUGUAAAUUAACAUCGAUAAUGGAACAUAUUCCCUUUUGCUGACGUGAUGAACCACUACGGAGACAUAAAUAUUUACCAUCUAAAGCGUGUGUGACCUCUCACCUCUCUGGCUGUAGAAGUGUUCUUCCUAACCAGGAGAGGGAUGGAAUGAGUGUUUCAGACAGCGGGGUUACCCAGAGGAAUGGCUGGAUGAGUGUUUCAGCGGGGUUACCCAGAGGAAUGUCUGGAUGAGUGUUUCAGACAGCAGGGUUACCCAGAGGAAUGGCUGCAUGACGCAAGGGAUCGUUAUAAAAAUACAGUGGUGGAAAAAGUAUCCAACUGUCAUACUUGAGUAAAGAAAACAUUUAAAAUGUAAUUAUAAUUUUUGUAAAUUUAAAACAAAAACAUAACUGUUUGUACUCAUAUGUAACCAAAUCGUGGCUGCAACUAAGUUACUAAGUCUUUAAUCAGACUGUAUUGUUACACUGGUGAGUAAAAACGAAUGUUCCUACACUUGAACUUUUUUGUCUGAAAAUAAAAUGUACAUUUUCCUCAA